Molecule: messenger RNA, 777 nt
Organism: Anastrepha ludens (Mexican fruit fly)
Lineage: Eukaryota; Metazoa; Arthropoda; Insecta; Diptera; Tephritidae
Exons: 2
Coding region: 23-742 (239 amino acids)
Source: RefSeq, a predicted model, not a curated record
CGUCACGCGUUCGUUUAGCGAAAUGUUGACAAUCUCUUGCUCAUCACUAGCUAAUCAAGCGCAACAUACAAAUUUUCAAUGCGCAAUCGAGAUGGAGGAGGAAGACAUAAAAUUAGGCGUUAUGGAAACCAAAUUACUGGUCAGAACUCGAUUAGACAUGGAAAAUGCCUUUGGUAGCGGGAUGAGGAAGAAAUCGGUCCUUUGGGGCAAAGUACUGGACAAAAUGAAAACCGAUGCUCCAGAUCUUAGCGCUACAAGAGAUCAGUUGGAACGAAAAUUUUUAAACAUGUACGCAACAUAUAAAAGAAUAAAAAAGAGGAAAAGUGGAAGAGAUGCAACCACCUUGGAAUUUUUUAAUGAUUUCGACGAGAUUUAUGGUACAAGACAUUCCAUUUCUCCUCCAUUUCAAAAUUUGCAGAGUUCCCUAAACAUUUCAAGCAGCAAAAGUGUACAGGAUGAUGGAGAAUAUCAAAGAUCUCCAGACGAGAAUCAUAACUCCGAGACUGACUCCGAUGGUGAUGCUACUAGGAAUAAAUAUGAAAACAACGCAAAUACUCCUAAUACAAAACGAAAAAUACCAGCCAGCGAGUUACUGGAGUUUUUCAAAAAAGAGGCUCGUGAGGAAAAAAUAAGGCACGAUGAAGCGAUGGCAUUGGAAAAAGAAAGGCUUCAAAUAGAGAGAGAAAAAGUUUCAAGAAUGAUGGAGCUCAGAGAAGUGUUAGAUAAGUUUGUCAACAAGUGAUCUUAAUAUCUGAAAAAAGUGAUCUCACUCAGUCA